Quercus lobata is the source of this 3843-nucleotide messenger RNA. RefSeq lists its product as uncharacterized. Gene Ontology annotation, molecular function: RNA-DNA hybrid ribonuclease activity; nucleic acid binding. The record is from RefSeq and is a predicted model, not a curated record. Bases 1 to 3843 code for a protein of 1280 amino acids. NCBI's taxonomy places the organism in Eukaryota, Viridiplantae, Streptophyta, Magnoliopsida, Fagales, Fagaceae. The transcript has 2 exons.
AUGGCUGCAUCAGAAGCAAGAGAAACAAGGCAGCAAACAGCUAACUAUUGCUUUGCCAAAGAAGAUUCCAGGAGAGCUCCAAAUUUUUCUUGUUCCCCAUCUUCUUCCUCAAAAUCAGAAUCCGAUGUUUCACCUGAUAGUGCUGCAAAUGGACCUGAUCAUCCCUCCCCAAUGCUUACACCUCAUAAAUCAUAUUCUGAUCCACCAACCAACAUGAGGUGGUCGUUGAACCUGCAACCAAACUUUGAACAGCUAAAUGCCUUGGAGGCUGAGCUUGAAGUUUUAAGUUCUGGAUUUGUUAAUAAAACUACAAAAAUUAAUGAGGAUCAUCAAACGAAGGCAGAAGUUAGUAAUCAAACUGUUAAAGAAAAUAAUUUUUUUAUGGAGAAACCUUGGGAUUUUUCUUCCAGUUGUUUGAAAAAUGAAAAUAAUACUGGAAUGGGUGAAGUCAAGGAUGUACUCCGUAAUGAUUCACAGAAAACUCGUAAGAAGAAAGACUUGUGGGAGUUCUGGUACUUAGAUGACAAAUUCAUGGGCUUGGAUUCUUUCAACUGCUUGGUCCAUGAACAAGCUAAGAAGCUUUCUUCUGAUCUAGGAUCCGAUUGGGUGGGAGCUGAGAAGACUGAAACCUGGUGGCGCAUUGCUGGUCAAGAUGAGUUGGCUUCAUUGGUUGCUCAGAGGUCACUUGAACAUAUUGAGAAUUGUGAUCUUCCAAGGCCACAGGCCAAGCAUUUUAGGAAGGGACUGUCUGCUCAUACAGAUCAUUUCCACCAUGAUGAGAGUUUGGCUUCAUCUUUAGAUCAGACAAUUAAUAAGGGAUUCUCCAAUCUGGAGAACCGUGCAUGGGAAAGUUUACUCACAGCAUUUCAGGAAGAUAAAGAAGAGAUUGAGCGAACCAUCUUGGGUUACUUUGAAACCAUCUACAAGUCCGACCAGCCAGCAUGUUUUGAAGCUAGUCUGAGCUCAAUAACCACUAGGGUCUCUACAGAAAUGAAUGAAGAUCUGCUUGCGGAUUUCAAGGCUGAGGAAGUAUGGUAUGCCUUAAAGCAAAUGCACCCAACAAAGGCUCCCGGGCCGGACGGUAUGUCACCAAUCUUCUUUAAACAUUGUUGGAAUAUUGUUGGGCCAGAAGUGGUCAAUUGUGUUCUUUCUUCUCUUAAUUCGGGUAGGAUGCCAUGUAGUUUGAAUGAAACAUAUAUUUGCCUUAUCCCAAAGGUGAAAUCCCCCCAAAAAAUUACAGAAUUUAGGCCAAUAAGUUUGUGCAAUGUGGUGUAUAAACUAAUCUCAAAGGUUCUUGCUAAUAGAUUAAAAAGAGUGUUGGGUGUAGUGAUUGAUGAGUCGCAGAGCACUUUUGUCCUGGGUAGACUUAUUAUGGAUAAUGUGCUUGUAGCCUUCGAAACCAUGCAUUGCAUUGAUCAAAGAAAAAAAGGGAAGGAAGCUCUUAUGGCCAUAAAGCUCGAUAUGAGCAUGGCGUAUGAUAGAGUCGAAUGGGUGUACUUGGAAGCUAUGAUGAGAAAGAUGGGUUUUCAUGAAAGAUGGAUUUCCCUAAUAAUGAUGUGUGUAACUACGGUGUCCUACUCGGUGUUGAUUAAUGGUGAACCAAAAGGGAAGAUUAAUCCAUCAAGGGGGUUACGCCAAGGUGAUCCUAUUUCUCCCUACUUGUUCUUAUUAUGUGCUGAAGGUCUAUCAGCGAUGAUCAAAAAGGAGGAAAGAGAGGGGAAUUUAAAAGGGAUUGCUGUAUGUAGAAGAGCUCCAAGCAUUACUCAUAUGUUGUUUGCCGACGAUAGCAUAGUGUUUUGUAGAGCCACAAGGGAGGAAUGUGAUAGGGUGUUAAAAGUGCUUGAGGAUUAUGAAGGGGAUUCGGGACAAAAACUCAAUAAGGAAAAAACCUCUCUCUACUUUAGCACGAACACUAGUAGGGAGAUAAAGGAAUAUGUGAAGGAGAAGUUUGGGGCUAGAGUUGUUCAGCAUCAUGAGAAAUACUUGGGGCUGCCACCGCUUGUGGGAAGGGGAAAAAGAAAGGCUUUCAAUCGAAUCAAGGAACAAGCAGGGAGAAAAAUAGCUUGUUGGAAAGGUAAGCUUCUUUCUCAUGCCGGAAGGGAAAUCCUCAUUAAGGCCGUUGCUCAAGCAACGCCAACAUAUACGAUGAGUUGUUUCAAACUCCCGGAUACGUUGUGCAAGGAGCUGAACUCCCUAAUGGGAAGCUUUUGGUGGGGCCAAAAAGAUAAGGAAAGGAAAAUGGCUUGGAUCUCAUGGGAGAGGUUGUGCACUCCAAAGGCGGAGGGUGGUAUGGGAUUUAGGGACUUAAAAGCUUUCAAUUUGGCGCUACUUGCUAAACAAUGGUGGAGAAUGCAGCAAAAUCCUGAUUCCCUUGUCCAUAGAGUGCUGAAGGCAAAAUAUUUUCCGAAUAGUAUGGCUAGUGAGGCGGAGUUGGGAAGUAGACCUUCCUAUGCAUGGAGAAGCAUAUGGACAGCGAAGAAAGUGGUUGAUAGGGGAUCUAGAUGGUGCAUUGGAAAUGGGGAAGGGGUUCAGAUUUGGAAGGAUAGAUGGAUUCCGUCCCCGGAAUUAUUCACAGUAACAAGCCCGAUAGGCGCCCACACGGGAAUGGAGAUGGUGUCGAGCUUGGUGGAUGUAGAGAGGAGGGGUUGGGAUGUGGAGAAAGUAAAAAACAUGUUCCUUCCUCAUGAGGCUGAAUUAAUCCUGAGUAUCCCUAUUAGUGUCAGACUUCCGGAAGACUCUCUUAUAUGGGCUUGGACCUCAAAUGGAAGAUUCACAGUCAAAAGCGCAUACAAAGUGGCCCAAAAUGUGCUGAAAAUAGAAGUUCGCAGAGGGGAGGAAGGGGGCAGCUCGAACAGUACAGGUAUGAGGGAUAUUUGGAAGAUUGUUUGGCGUUUAAAUUGCCCAAACAAAAUCAAACAUAUGUUUUGGAGAGCAUGUAAAAAUAUACUGCCCACAAAAAUGCGUUUGAAAGCUCGGGGAAUUGGGAAGCAUGGGGGAUGCGACAUGUGUGGGUUAGGUGAAUCAUCUGGACAUGCCUUGUGGAGUUGCAGAAUGGCUGAAGCUGUGUGGUGCGGAACCAGGUUAAAACUCCCUUACUUUUGUGACCCCCCUAGUGAUUUCAUUGAUAUUGUAUGGGAAAUCAAAAACAGGUGUGAAGGGGUUAAUUGGGAUUUAUUUGCAACUACUGUAUGGGGGCUAUGGAACAAUAGAAACCAAGUGAGACAUGGGGGACAAUGCAAAAGCUAUGAGGUGAUUGUGAAGGAAGCUGCAGAAUACUUAAAAGAAUACCAAGCAGCAAACUUGUGUGUAGAAAACACUACUACACCUGAAGCGGUAAUGUGGACGCCACCAAAACAGGGUUGGUACAAAGUUAACACAGACGGGGCAACUUUCGACGAUAUCAAGUGCUGUGGAGUCGGGGUGGUUAUCAGAAAUGAGAGAGACGAAUUAAUAGGAGCUCCGAGCAAGAAGUUUGGGCUGCCUUUAGGGGGCUUGGAGGCGGAGGCAAAGGCAGUUGAGGAAGGUGUGGCAUUUGCAUGGGACCUCGGUUUGAAAGACAUAGUUAUUGAAAGUGAUGCACUGUUGGUGACAAACUCCUUGGAAGAACAGAGUGUGAUGCCGAGUUCAAUAAGGAAAGUGGUCGAAGGAAUUUUGGAGGGUCUGAGGAAGUUUAAUAGCUGGGAUGUCAACCAUACUCGUAGGAGCGGCAAUAUCGCAGCUCACAUCAUGGCUAAGCAAGCCAAAUCUUUGAAUGUGUGUAAUGUCUGGGUAGAGGAUACUCCACCCAGUAUAGUUUUUCAAGUUCAAAUGGAUGUAGCCCAUUGUAAUUCUGUUCAAAGUUAA